Molecule: messenger RNA, 285 nt
Organism: Penicillium cataractarum
Lineage: Eukaryota; Fungi; Ascomycota; Eurotiomycetes; Eurotiales; Aspergillaceae
Exons: 1
Coding region: 1-285 (94 amino acids)
Source: RefSeq, a predicted model, not a curated record
AUGAUCCGCCUUUUCCCCGGCGAUUACGACAAGGCAGGUUGGGGGUUUCUGCCAUUCGUCAGCCACAAGUUUCCUCCCGCUCUUGGAGCAAUACAGGUCUGCAAUGUUCGGCGAGUAAUGCUUGAGCUCGGUAUCGUUCUCCUCGAUCUAUGGCACGGCCGGACGUUUGCCAGAUACGCUGCGGAAACCCAGAGCCUACUCCAUGACUUGUUUGGAGUUCGGUACGAUAUUGCGCGCAACUGGCUGGAUAUCAGUAGAGACGAUAUAAACUUCGAAAAGCCCUAG